UUCCUGCAAGAUGUCCUCUCCCCCAGAGCUGUCCCCCCCUCUCCUUUUCACCACGCUGCCCCCCUUUCACGCCGUCGGCCCGGCCUUCCCAUCAAUGGAGCCCAACAGCACCUCUUGCCAAGAGUGGGAGCAGGCCCACAACAUCCUCUUCCACAUGGGGAACUUGUCUCUGCUGCUGGGUCUGCUCAUCCCCACCACGCUUAGUCUGCACAUGAUCCUGCUGCGCCUUCUUCUGGCGACAGGCUGUGGCCUCUUCAUCGCCUGGGCAACGUUGUACAGGUGCAACAUGGACGUGAUGGUCUGGAACGUGGUUUUCCUGGUGGUCAACUUCAUGCACUUGACGUACCUCUUGUACAAACGCAGACCGAUUAAAAUCGAAAGGGAACUGAGGUCGGUGUACAAGCGGAUGUUUGAGCCCCUACACGUGAACGAGGCUCUGUUCCGAAGGCUCACUGGCCAGUUCUGCAACAUCUUGCAGCUAAACAAAGGCCAAGCCUACGCUGCAGAGGACAAGACCUCCGUGGACGAACGACUGAGCAUUCUUCUUAAAGGAAAGAUGAAAGUGUCCUACAGAGGCCAUUUCCUUCACAACAUCUACAGCAAUGCCUUCAUUGACUCUCCAGAAUUUAGAUCCACUGUGAUGCACCGAGGAGAGAAGUUCCAGGUAACUAUUAUGGCAGAGGAGAACUGUAAGCUCCUUUGUUGGUCUCGGGAGAGACUCACCUACUUUCUGGAGUCCGACACGUUUCUUAAUGAAGUCUUCAGGUACCUCAUUGGAAAAGACAUCACCAACAAGCUCUAUUCCCUCAAUGACCCCACGCUCAGUGACAAGGCAGUGAAAAAGAUGGACCGCCAGCCCAGCCUCUGCUCCCAGCUGUCAAUGAUGCAAAUGAGGAACAGCAUGGCCAGCACCAGUGAUAGUGACGAUGUUCUUAAUCAAAUCCUGAGGGGAGGUUCUGCCGGUUCCUCGCUUCAAAAAUCACCUGGUGCCAGGACCUCUUCCAAGAUGAAGCCAAUUGAGGAAGGCAUGGAGGAUGAUGUUUUUCUGGAUUCUCCACUCUCCAAGCCAUGCCGCCUGUCCAGCACCUCCACUGAGGAAGUGUAACCUUGGGGAAACACACUGGCAUUGUAUUUUGAUCUACAUCAUAUUUUGAUCUAGAUUCUAGAUCACAUGCUUUGUGACAUACCUGUUGCGUGUGGAAAUGUAUUUAUGUACCGCAUGUCCUGCCACUAUUCUACACUUUUUGUCACGUUUGUUUUUUUGUCAUUUCUGUCGCUUGUAAUGAAAUAAUAAAAUAUGUUG
Molecule: messenger RNA, 1303 nt
Organism: Nerophis lumbriciformis (worm pipefish)
Lineage: Eukaryota; Metazoa; Chordata; Actinopteri; Syngnathiformes; Syngnathidae
Source: RefSeq, a predicted model, not a curated record